AUGUAGGCAGAGGACUUCGUGAAACUUCACUUCUAAGGUAUGAAGUUAGUGAAAAAAUAUUUUAUACUUAGUUUAUAACAAAUAAACUUUACCUGCCAUCUUCGUGUUGUAUCCAAUGCAACUGCAAACGACAACUGGCUGCCAGACAAAAGCUGAUUCGCAUUAUGGAUGAAGUCACUCUUAAACAAAUACUCGAUGAUCCACACUACCAACGAGAAGUACGAGCAACUGUGCUGGCUGAAAAGCCUGUACAUAAUCAAACCAGAAAGUUGCUGGAACUUAUAGAAAGCUCAGAGCUGAAAUCAAAUCAGUUCAUUGAAAUAUUAUUUGAAGUGAACUCAGACCUUGCCUCUGAAGCAGGCCUAAAGAAAGCAGCGGCCCCUAGUCAAGCAGCACCAGACAGUGCCAGCAGAUCCCCAAAGGGUAAAGGACCUCUGAUGAUCAGCUACUGCCACAAACAGAAAGAUAUGGUGAAGAGGAUUGCAGAGGAGCUGAAGACCAGAGGGAUUCAAGUCUGGAUUGAUGAUAAAUUACGAGAAGAUCUGACAAAAGAAAUAUCCGAAGCAAUAACAAAUGCGUGGGCUGUCAUAGUAUGUUUCUCAGAGGCUUAUGAAAAAAGCAAGUGGUGUAAAAGAGAGAUUGAAUUUGCAGUAAACUCCAAUAAGAGAAUGUUUUUUUUGAAGAUGGAAGAGUUCACACCCCAAGCCUGGUUUCAGAUGCUUAUGGGAAAUCGGAUAUACCACAAAUUUAUAGAUGAUGACAGCUUUAAAGAAAACAUUGGGAGAUUCAUUGAAAUCAUCAAGGAAGCAGCAGCAAGAGAGGCCGAUUCUAACCAGGAAUAAGAAAGAUGACUGAGGGAAGAAGAAUUUGAAACUGCAGUUUAAUAAAGAAUGUUUUAGAAUUUUAAA
Molecule: messenger RNA, 908 nt
Organism: Acipenser ruthenus (sterlet)
Lineage: Eukaryota; Metazoa; Chordata; Actinopteri; Acipenseriformes; Acipenseridae
Exons: 7
Coding region: 165-842 (225 amino acids)
Biological process (GO): signal transduction
Source: RefSeq, a predicted model, not a curated record